Symbiodinium sp. CCMP2592 is the source of this 3852-nucleotide messenger RNA. Lineage: Eukaryota; Dinophyceae; Suessiales; Symbiodiniaceae. The record is from the annotation of a GenBank genome assembly.
AUGUGUGUGCAAUCCGAGCUGGUUGACUACUUGCGCCAGUUAGCGGAGGCCAAAGCCUUUGCCAUGAAAGAGUCGAUCGUUUCAGAGGCUCGAAACUAUGCAGGAAACGACGCACAGAGCCCAUCACCCCGAGUAGGAUUCUGGGAUGUGUUCCACCGAGGAACCCGGAAGGGUGAAUUUCGUCCGAUCACCCCGGCGAAGACGGAACUUUAUCUUCCAGACAUCAACGGAGCUGGCUGGGUCCGUCCUGGAAGAAGCAAUAUCCAGUCGGCGCAGCACGGGCACAGUGACGACCUCGCACACGGCACAGAGAAGGGGUCGGCGACACAAGCUUUGAGGAAAGGCGAAGCGUCCAAGUCAGCUCCGGUGCUGUUCCGGCAGGGAGUGGAGGAGCAGAAGCAGAAAGACAAACGCGGCGCAGGAGGAAAGCCGAAAGUACCAUCCAUCGGCGUGGAAUUGAGGAGGCUUGCAGUGGGUGACGAGGGUACGUUCACACCUCCUGGAUCGAUGCGCGGCUCGCUGGCCGAGGCCAAAACGUGGUGGUUUCAAUCGCGAAAGCCACCCUUAGUCGAAAGAACGCAGACGGAUUUUCUUUCGUCCAGGAAGUCGCGCUCGGGUUCUUCCUUGCAGAGUUCUGCGCACGAGACGAGCAAGGCUGUCCUCCCGCGUUUGGCAUCUUCAAGCCAAAGUCCCAUCGCUCAUUUCGGUCCACGGCCGAUGGCUCCUGGAGAGAGCCUCCUUCCGAUGCUUCCCACGCCACAGCCACCACAGAUCCUGGAGGAGGAACCAUUGCAUUUGCCACCGAUUCAAGAGGCCGUGGUCCCAGUUCAUGAUCAGAGCCUCAAGUCUGGCGAAGAGGAUGCCACUUGGUCUGCCCUGAACUACAUCCGAGCAUGUCACAGGGAGCAGAUCUUGCCGGUGCCUUCGAGUUUUGUGACCGGGCAUUCGCGCAGGGUGGACGCCGUUGCCAAGGCAAGUACUGAUGCGGAGCUGUUGACCUUGUGUGCAAUUGGACGCCUCGCAGAAGUGGAGGAUGUCGACCUCUCAAGUAAGCUCCUGUCCGAUGCCACCAUCGCCCGGUUCUGCCAGGAUGUUCUGUUGGCAGAUCAGAACCUCCGCACGCUCCGAAGGCUCAGCUUGAAAGACUCGCACGCUGCCAGACAUUCGCAAGCUGCGCUGAUCAGGCUGCUUCAGAAAGACGGAGCGACGAAGCUGAGCUUCCUCGACCUCAGCGGUGUUUCGAUGAGCUUGCGGAAUCUGCGGCUUUUUUGUGAGACUGUCCAGGGCCACCCGUCUCUCGAGACCCUGAAGCUGAGCAACACCGGGUUGGGCGGCGCCAUGGACCUCAAGUCCUGCCUCGCGCAGCUGCUUCGAGACAGCCGCCUCCAGGUGCUGGACCUGGGCUGGAACUGCUUCCCUGCCGAGGAGCUGAAGUUCCUCGGAGAGCUCAUUGCAAAAAACAGAAAUGUGAGGCACCUGAGCCUGGCCAACUGUGCAUCGAGCAGCCAGAAGAACCACAGCAUCUCCCCUUGUGUGUACUUUCUCGAGCAGCUCGUGAACGGGACCUCCCUUCGCAGCCUGGACAUCUCCAUGAACCGCCUGGAUUUCCGUGGUGCGUUGAUCAUUGAGGAUGCCUUGGACCAGAGCAGGCACCUCACCAAGCUGAGCAUGUCGCACAACCCGUUGGGCGUAAUGGGGCUGCGAUGCCUGCUGCGGCUGCUUGCAAGACCGCACUCCGGUUUGAUUGCCUUCGAGAUCGAGAACUGCUUCAAAGGAGAGCUCCUGGCCUCCGUUGAAGGGAUACAGGUCUUUACGUACACGAACCCCGGUGGGCAUUAUUGCUUGGACCUGGAAAGGCCGUAUCAUCGAUCUCUUCUUCGGACUCUCUACAAGGUUGGUGAACGAUUCCAGCUGAAGCCUGCUGAGACUUUCUCCAAUGUCACAUUCAGCCCUGGCGCUUUCUCCCUGCCCUCUCAGCGUGAUGCUGGGGUUUGGCCAGUGCCAACAUCAGGACGUUUGCAAGUCAACUUCAGCAUCGAGAAGGCCAUGCAACAGGCGGUCCAUGGCGUGGCCGAGGAAAACUUUGGUGAGGUCCUCGUCCGGUACAAUGAGGUCAUGCGAUUUACGCCACACUUCCGCAAACUUAUCCCACUGCUUGCUCAGUGGCGACUUCUAGAAGGACACGAGCAGGAGCAGCUUGCCAUGCUAGCGGCACUGGGUAGGGAUUUCAUCUUCACCAGCACCCACCUUCGCCAGCUUUGCGCCUGUCGGGCCAUGUUGGGCACCACGGUGGCGCGGCUGCUUCCCACCUUGGUCGGAGGAAAGUUUGCACGCAGCAUGGUCCUGCGCUGCGUGGACAAUCUCAGCGAGUUCGUGAAGAUGCUGACUCUGUGCAAGGAGUAUUUGCUGUUCAACCCAGACAGCCCUACAGGGCAUUACAAGCUCGACUUGGGCAACCCGGCCGCCGCCUACGUGGCGCAGGCACUGGCCCUGCUGGACCGAUGGGAAUCAGGCAUCGCCAAGCGAAAGGAGUUGCCGGACAUCUCCGAGGAUGGUGAUUGCUCGUGCGUGAGGAACUGCAGGUACGCCCACCAAUCUCUUCGCUCAUUGGGCUUGCAAAGCUUUGACGAAUGGGUUCUUCCAGAAAAGGAGAUUCUGGAGCUGGACUAUGUCACACAUCUGCGACCUGAUUGUCGCGGCGAAGUGAUGCUCCCAGCGACCUUCACCCGCUUCCUGACCAUCCUCCAGCAAGCGGAGUGCGAUGGCCCAACGCAGAUCAAGGUGACAAGAAACCUGGCCCACUACAUCAACUUGACGAGCGUUCAAAUGCGACAGCUGCUGGGCGUCUACCGCACCGCCGAGCUGCGCGAGGAAGCCUUGGUGACGACGUUCUUUCGGAUCGUUGACAUUCACAACGAGAAGGUUUUCCGCGUCCGCUACGAAGAACAGGCCGAGCUGGACAGUUUGCGCCAGCGGCUGGGCUACUGCACAUUCUUCACGUAUAUUCAGCCGGAGCAGGUCACCUACGAUUUCGACUUCGCGAAAUACGAUCAGCGCCUCGCAGCGAACCUUUUCUUUGGUUUGGCAAAUGCAGAAAAGCGGGACAACAUCUCUAACUUCCGCUACACACUUCCGGACGGCACGAUCGACAAGCUGGAGCAAGGCGUUCCGCGCAGCUGGGAUCAGUUUGCGCGGAUGCCCAAGGAGGGCGUCUUCCAUUUCACUUACAAAUGUUCUCCACAGGAUCGUCGGUUUUCCCUCAGAAAGUCCUUGCUCUUCCAGUUCGGGAAGUGGAAGGUGGACGUCGCCGAGGAUGAAGUGAAUUGGUGGGCGGCUGCCGCAGAGGCACCAGAAGAUGUGCUGGAGUUCCUGUUCUGGAUGCGCUCACGAUUCCGAGACACCCAGAAGGCUUUUGAAGCCUUCGACGGUGCUGACGGGAACGGCCUCCUCGGGCUGCGCGAGUUUGAGGAAGGGAUGAAACAGCUGAAGUGCCAAAAGUUCCGCGGCCGUGAUGAGAAGCAGCGCUGGACGGCGAUCUUCCGGUUUCUGGAUCCGAGCGGCGAGGGGCAGGUGUCGAAGGAGGAGUUCUUGACUUUGGACAGCUUCUGGGCCGAGGUGGAGUUCUCCAUCAAAGAAUUCAUCGACUGGUCGAAUCGGAAGUAUGGCAGGGACCUGAGGACCCUCUGGAACGCUCUGGAUGAAGAUGGAAGUGGUGCCAUCCAGCGCUUCGAAUGGGAAUCUGUUCUCGACAAGGUUGGAUACUUCGGGCCGUCCGGGCCCAUCUUCAGCUACGUCGACGAGGCGGCCGUGCGGAGGGACGAUGUGGAGUUCACUUUAUGUAUGACUGUAUGA